Molecule: messenger RNA, 846 nt
Organism: Paramuricea clavata
Lineage: Eukaryota; Metazoa; Cnidaria; Anthozoa; Malacalcyonacea; Plexauridae
Source: the annotation of a GenBank genome assembly
AUGAGCAACGAAGAGCAUUCUGAAAGCGAGUUUUAUUAUCCAGAAGUAGAAAAUGAAGAAUAUGAAACCAAUUUUUAUCAGUUUCACGACGACAAUGUCAACGAGUAUGUGCAGCGAAACAGCCAAGAAGAAAUUGACAUUUUUAUAAGCGAGAAAAAAAGCGUAAACACGGUGAAAAAAACCACAACCGACAUGAAUGCAUUCGACCGGUAUCUAGCUGAAAUAAACAAACAAUAUUUAAACCUUAACAUUUUGUACUUACCAGCACAGGAGCUUGACCACUUGUUGUCCAAGUUUUUCAAAGAUAUCCGCAAGUUAAAUGGCGAAAAGUACGAACCGGGAACGAUUUCAAGUUUCCAAAGGAGUAUUCAGCGCUUUCUUUCCGACAAUAAAUCCCAGUUUAACAUCCUGAGAGACAAAGAAUUUGAAAUGUCCCGCCAAGUUCUUGCAGCGAAACGAAAAAUUUUAGUAAACAAAGCCGGCAAGGGAAACAAGCCAAAUGCUACUCGCUCUCUCACGCAAGAAGAAGAGGACAAACUGUUUGAAUGUGGACUGUUUGGUAUGUCUGGACCGGAAGUCCUCCAGAGAACCAUGUGGUGGUUUUUGGCACUCCACUUUGGCUUCAGGGCGAGAGACGAAAGCCGUAAGUUAUGUUGGGGCGAUAUUCAACUCCAAAGAAACACUGAUGGUCCCGAAAUGCUCGUCUGGCUGUGUGAACGAGGCACAAAAACACGGAAUGGUCAAGAAAACGGUCACCAAAGAUCCUUUCAGCCAAAGAUUUACGCCACUGGAUCAGAAAGCCAUCGUCCAGUCGAAAUGUCAAAAGCCAUCGUCCAGUCGAAAUGA